AUGUUUGUUUCUCAGCAGGCAUCCAACAAUGAAAUAAAAAGUUUGUCUGAGAACCAUGGUAACAAGAGAGAAGCUUCGGCCACUGUGACCAGUGCAGAACUACAGGAACAACAUCCGUCCAAAAUCUUGCGCAGAUAUUUUGAUAGCAAGAGUUGCAAACAACAAGAGAAUAGUGAUGGUGUGACCCUUGUGGAACCAAGUCAAGUUCCAAAAGAAAGACCUGUACCAAAGCUGUCUCUACCUCAGACCAAGGUUACAUUCCAACCAACUACUCCAGUUCCUCCCACCCAACAUCGGAAGAUGCUUGUUGUCUCCGAACAUCAACGCAAUGUUAUGACAAGUCUAGCCAGUCUUUGGAAGAAGGGUCAACUCUGUGAUGCUGGAAUUGGGAAUGGAACUACUAUUGUGAUGGUUCACAAAAUUGUUCUCUUAGCAGUGUGCCCAAAACUCCUAUCCAUGUUUAACAGCAGUGGUCAAUCAAAUCGUUUUCUCCAAGUGAAUUUCCCUCAAGCCAUCAGCCAUGAAGCACUGACAGCAUUUGCAGAAUAUAUUUACAAUGGUGUGCUUGACUUAAGUGUUCAUUUACUGAGUCAAAUGCGGCAAAUGGCUCUGCAGCUUGGAAUGAAGGAGCUUGAAAUGCUUUGUGCUGCUCAUCUCUCUCCACAUGACCUUGCUUCUACUAAUGUUAAAAUUGACCCAAGUGAAAGGCCAUCAUCACCUUAUGACUCCAUCCAGAUAGUCAACUUUAAAGCAGAUGAUGAUAUUUCCUCACAAGAGAUGGACAGCAUUUCCACCCACUCCAGACCCUCUCGGAAGAAAACAUUAUCUUCAAGUAUUUAUCAACGUUUGGUCAUUUCAUCUCCUGAAGUCAUGUUGAGCAAAGAAGAGAACAAACAUUUUUUGUGCCUUUCGCCCACUUUGGAUGAAAGCCUUCAGGGUAUUGAUACCCCAAGCAGCAAAUAUGAUGAACUCAGCAACUUACCAGCUGCUGAUAUCCAAGACUCUUGUAUCGAUUCUUUGGACAUUGAGUGUCCAGCAGAAAAAAUAAUUUCUAUUUCCAACAUCAAGACAGAACCAAUCAGUAUUGAUGAUGACAGCUCUGAUGAGGCUGACAGUUAUCCUCACAAUGCCCCAACUGCUUCACCUGCUGAUGUGCUAACUACGAACUAUUCAUCCAUGGUAAGUCAGUUGCAGGAACAGAGGCUUGUUGGAUCUACAACACACAGAAGAAAGUCUCGGUCUACAGUCAACCGGAUUAAGUAUCCUUCAGAAGAUGAGGUGCACAACAUUGGUUGGCAGGGUUCCAGUUUUACUUUAAAGAAAGAAAAAGCUUUUGACCAACCUUCUGACAAAGAGACUUUAGAUGACGAUGCUCAACCUUUCCCAGUUGAACUGAUAUCUGUAGUAAGAAAUCGAAAGUUAAGCUUUAAAUCUGCCCCUGAUUAG
This is a messenger RNA of Acanthosepion pharaonis, 1446 nucleotides long. The record is from the annotation of a GenBank genome assembly. Lineage: Eukaryota; Metazoa; Mollusca; Cephalopoda; Sepiida; Sepiidae.